GUUCAGGCUUAUGCAGCGAGCUCGGCAUGGCAGCAAAUCGACGAGCAAUGCUCUCGGGCGCAGCCUCGGGCACCUGACCCCGCUUCGAUCAGCCCCCUUCCGCACGACGAGCCCGACAGAUUGCUUGUCUCAAGACCUACCUUAUUCAACGAAGCUGGACCAAGUUGGGCCGCAAGGCGCCCUCAUUUGAGAGCUUACGAUCGAUGACAGGCGAUUCCUUCGACGCAGCUCGCCAAUGCUUUGAAUCGCCUCAACGCAUCCAUAUAUUGUUAAUUUGUUCUUCAGUGUUUUCGCAUGCAUGCAGCCCAACAGGCUACAGCUGCCAUGGCUUUGACUCUAGCGUCCCAAUCCUCCGGGGUGCCACUGUCGCCUGCAAAGCAGCUCAAUGAGGCGGUUGAUGAUUUCCAGAAAAUUCUGACAGAGGACCAAAGGAACACGCUCGGAAAAAUCAAAUCCAUCCCAGACGCCAAUGCCGUGCUUGUCUUCACCGCGCAACUUGACUCGACUCGAGAUAGGCGCGGCCGCAGCAUCGCCACUCGGUUGCAUUCCGUCCUUCAGUCUGUUCGAGAAUUCUCUGCAGUUAUCGACACAUUCGUCUCAUCAAACCCAGAAAUAGCCGCUCUGAUCUGGGGAAGCGUCAAGCUCACGAUACAGAUUGCACUCAACUUCACAUCUUACUAUGAAGCAUUUUCUAACCUCUUCAUGGGUUUUGCGUCGCACUGUCCACGGUUUGCCGAGUACCAGGCCCUGUAUCCGAACUCGGUCCGGCUCCAAGCAGCCUUGUGUAAUUUCCACGCUUCUCUCAUCCGAUGCUGCAAGCACGCAGUAGAGGCUGCCCAACGACCUUGGAAGACACAGCUUUGGAACGCUCUCUGGCAAUCUUUUGAGCAGGAAUUCAAGUCGGAUAUCAGCACGAUUCAGAGGUGCGGCGAUGAGGUAAGAGAGGAAAUGGUCCUUGCCAAGGCACAGGCCGAUCUCCAAGACCAAGAGCUCCAGAAGAAGGAAAUAGAGGCCGCGUCUGGGCACAGACGCAAGCUCAGAGACAUGCUGUCUCGGACGGGGAACAACCUUGAUACCAUAAAAGAAUGGCAGCUACAGCAGGACGGGCGUCGGUCAAGAGAACGAAGGCGCCAGCUGCUCGAUUCAUUAUCUUCCUACGACCACCUCCCUCCAUUCAAACGCGCUUGUAAAGAGCGCCACCGCAAUACAGCACAGUGGGUAUUUGACACGGCCGAAUUCCGUCGAUGGAAGGAUGGCGCAUCCCCUUGGAUCUGGUGCUCGGGAAAGAUCGGAUCUGGCAAGACGAUUCUCCUUGCGAGCGCCGUUAGCUACGUCCUUGCGGAAAGGAGCGGGACCGGUGAAAUCAUCACCUUCUUUUUCCCUCAAUUCAAUGACCCACAGUCGUUACACGCGGAAACCGUCAUACGAUCCAUCAUCAGGCAGUCACUUGACCUAGUGACACUCUCCGAGAGAAUGGAAGCCAGGCUGGCGGAAAUGGACCAGAAUCCAUCCACUGGGCUUGGUGAAUUGACCGUUCUUCUCCGAGAAAGACUCGCCCAAUCGGAAAAGUUCUUCAUCUUCAUCGACGCCUUGGAUGAGUUUGAACCCAGAGAACGACGCGCCCUUCUUGACCUACUCGCAUCCCUUAGCUCGAGUGGGUCUGGCCCCAGGGUAUUCCUCGCAGGGCGUGAGAGCCUACGCGCGGAACUGAAAGAUAAACUUCCCGGCAUAGAGCGUCUGUCGAUGGCGUCAGUGGAAGCAAUGCCCGAUAUUGCGCGCUAUGUCAAACAGGCGCUUCAAGAAAGGAUACAGAACCGAGACCUCGUGGUUGGAGACCAGUCUCUCAUCUUGGACAUAGAGCAAGCUUUAGCGAAGCAUGCAGACGGAAUGUUUCUUUGGGUCACUUUCCUGAUCGACGAACUUUGUGCCCAGCAUUGUGACUACGACAUCUACAACGCCAUCGGAUGUCUUCCGAAGACUUUAACAGAGACAUUUAGCAGAGCUCUUUUGCGGAUAGUCUCCCGACGGCAUGAUUCGGUCGCGGUAAAAACCUUUUCUUGGGUCGCUAUCGCGAAGCGACAUCUGACACUGGAUGAGCUCCGUGCAGCCAUAUCCAUAGAGAUUGGUCAACCGUACUCAAUGCCUGAGCGGCUCGUCAACGGCAUUGAUCAGCUUGCCUCAUGGUGUGAAAAUCUAAUUCAUGUUGAUGAAGAGCUGAAGACGGUGCAAUUUGCUCACCAGGCAAUUCACAAAUUCAUCAUCGAGGGACCGGCAGAACCGCAACUCGGAAACUUCUGCUUCAACUUACCAGACGCGGACCACCAUGCCGGCGAAAUAUGCGUGACGUACCUCAAUUUCAACGACUUCAAGACCACUCUAGCUCGACGACCGCAACCAAUGAAGCCGGUCGAUCCAGUUGCAAUGGCAAGAUUAGCAUUGUCACACCAGUCAAAGGUGCCAAGUACUAUCCCAGCAUUUGGGUUUCGUUCAAGACGCGAAAAGAGCAAAGUAGAACUAGAUGUCGUUGGAGUUCUGUCUAGCUAUGAAAGGGUAGACGCAGAGGAGGCUACAAGAAAGCUAGAGCAGAGUCACGCUUUCCUCAAGUACGCCUCGGUACACUGGAUCUCACAUACCAGCAGGUUUCGGAAGGAUAGAUCCACAACAUGGGACUUGUGGCAUCGAAUGAUCACUUGCGGGCACGAUCUGGCGAAGAGACCCUGGCCGGAGCAGCAAGAGUUCAACGCUCUAGACUCGGACCUACUGGCUUGGAGCUUACAAUCGCGUCACUACGCUCUCAUACACCUCAUUGAGGAUUGCGGCGGAAUAUCCGAACCAGCAACGCGUCAGAGUAUAUGGGGUCUAGCAGCUCAGGGUAAUAUCGAAUUGCUCGAUGUUCUUCUCCAAGGUGGCUACUCGCCUCGGAUCAUCAGCACAGCUCUUCACACAUCCUCCAAGAGCGGCCAUCUCGAGGUUGUCGAGCGGCUCCUCACAGCUGGAGCCAACGUCAAUGCCGAUCCUGAGCAGCUCCCCGGCAGCCAAACCGCGUUACAGGCAGCUUCUAAGGGUGGCCAUCUCAAGGUUGUUGAGCGGCUCCUCACAGCUGGAGCCAACGUCAAUGCCGAUCCUGAGCAGCUCCCCGGCAGCCAAACCGCCUUACAGGCAGCUUCCGAGGGCGGCUAUCUCGAGGUUGUCGAGCGGCUCCUUAGAGCUGGAGCUGACGUCAAUGCCAAUCAUAUUUUCUCCGACAGGGGCCGAACCGCGUUACAGGCAGCUUCUGAGGGCGGCCAUCUCGAGGUUGUUGAGCGGCUCCUCAGAGCCGGAGCUAACGUUAAUGCUGGGCCUGCGUUGCGCGGCGGCUGUACCGCAUUACAGGCAGCUUCCGCCGGUGGCCACAUCGAGGUGGCUGAUCGGCUCCUCAGAGCUGGAGCCAGCGGCAACCGCAAAGCUGCUAACCGUGGCCGUCAAACCACGAUAUAGGUAGCUUGUAAGGGCGGACAUCUUGAGGUUAUCGAGCGACUUCGCAGUAUCGAAUAGGGUUGGUUUCCGCGGCAGAGAAGAGAGCGGCAUAGUAUCUCCUAUCAGGCAAGGAUGUUGUAUAGUUUCCUUAUGUAGCUCUCCUAGCUUGGGAUGUGUUAAAGAUAGAUUAGAUAUGGUCGUAAAUAGUUGGGAGGAUAAAAACUAAUGAUAUUCGUUGUGGUUGGAGUUGGAGGGCCAAACCCUUACCCGAACCUAUCGGUUCCUAGAGGAGGAUACUUGUCCAUCAAUGGGGAAUAAGGCUCGCUAACGCGGAAAAGGGUUGACAAACCUCCAUAUUCCCAUCUGAAACUGAAUGAUAUCGUCAAGAUCACGCAAAACCUGCCCCUUAUAUAUGAGCC
Chaetomium fimeti is the source of this 3875-nucleotide messenger RNA. RefSeq lists its product as uncharacterized. Gene Ontology annotation, molecular function: protein binding. The transcript has 7 exons. Lineage: Eukaryota; Fungi; Ascomycota; Sordariomycetes; Sordariales; Chaetomiaceae. Bases 295 to 3477 code for a protein of 1060 amino acids. The record is from RefSeq and is a predicted model, not a curated record.